Molecule: messenger RNA, 1623 nt
Organism: Engraulis encrasicolus (European anchovy)
Lineage: Eukaryota; Metazoa; Chordata; Actinopteri; Clupeiformes; Engraulidae
Gene: gpr19
Product: G protein-coupled receptor 19
Exons: 5
Coding region: 81-1460 (459 amino acids)
Biological process (GO): G protein-coupled receptor signaling pathway
Cellular component (GO): plasma membrane
Molecular function (GO): neuropeptide receptor activity
Source: RefSeq, a predicted model, not a curated record
GGUUUUACGAUGAUGCCCGUGGACGCGCUGCCACUGUUUUCUUGAGUAGCCUACAGUACUCACCAGCACCAGCUGUUGCGAUGGUGUACGCCGCGUCCAUGGACAGCGCCAAGCCGUCUCUCUACACGCCCCUCGCGAACCCGCCAUCCUUCAACGACUCCAGCUCAAACUCCACCCUCCUCCUCCUCCUCCUCCGACCAGCACCCGCCUCAGCCUCAGGCUCAGGCUCCCCUGUUGUCUGUAACUUGGACGACACCCCCACACCAUCCUCCCUCCUCCGCAAUGCCUCGUCGCAGACGUCCUACGACCUCGCCCCCGUGGAGGUGGCCGUGCUGGGUAUCGUGUUCGGCCUCUUCUGGCUGGUCUCUGUGCUGGGGAAUGCACUGGUAUGCCUGGUCAUCCACCGCAGUCGCAGGACCCAGUCCACCACCAACUACUUUGUGGUGUCCAUGGCCUGCGCCGACCUGCUGCUCAGCCUGGGCUGCGGACCCUUCAUCCUGCUGCAGGUGAGCAUGGGCCACUGGCCACUGAGCGCCGCCGCCUGCAAGGUGGUGCGCUACCUGCAGCACCUGUGCCCCGGCGUGCAGGUGUACGUGCUGCUGUCUAUCUGCGUGGACCGCUUCUACACCAUCGUGUACCCGCUCAGCUUCAAGGUGUCGCGUGAGAAGGCCAAGCGCAUGAUCCUGGCGUCCUGGCUCUUUGACGCCGCCUUCGUGUCGCCAUGCCUCUUCUUCUAUGGUUCUGCCAACGGCGGAGGUGAUGAUGGCACGACGCGGGGGCACUGCGACUUCUUUCUGCCCGAGAGCUGGGACGGCAUCGCGUAUGGCGUGGCGCACCUCCUGUUCGGUUUCCUGGUGCCCACCGUGCUGAUCAUGUCCUUCUACCAGAAGGUGGUGAGGUACAUCUGGCGCAUCGGCGCCGACGGGCGCACCGUGCGCCGCACCAUGAACAUCGUGCCCAGGACUAAAGUCAAGACCAUCAAGAUGUUCCUCAUGCUCAACCUGGUGUUCCUCUUCACCUGGACGCCGUUCUACGUGGCGCAGCUCUGGCACCCGAGAGAGCGGCCGAACGGGGACGGGGACGCCGGCGCAGGCGCCAGUACCGGCUCCACCAGGGAGGGGGCGCUGUUCUUCAGCGUGGUGGUGUGGAUCUCGCUGAGCUCCACGGCGUCCAAGCCCACGCUCUACUCGGUCUACAACGCCAACUUCAGGCGGGGCAUGCGCGAGACCUUCUGCAUGUCGUCCAUGAAGUGCUACCGCAGCAAUGCCUACACCAUCACGGCCAGCUCGCGCAUGGCCAAGAAGAACUACGUGGGGGUGGUGGACAUGCCCGCCGCCGUCCACCCCGCCGCCAAGACCACCCUCGUCAAGGACUCGGUCUACGACACGUUCGACCGGGAGGCCAAGGAGAAGAAGUUGGCUUGGCCCAUCAGUGCGAACCCACCCAACACGUUUGUGUGAGAGAUGAGGGAACAGACGAGUAAAAAACUUAAAUUGCUGUAUGGAUUUGCCCUUUCAAGGUCGCAUGAAGGACAUUCUCAUUGUUUGUGUGAGAGAGAGAGGACCAGAUCAGUUGAAAAGUUAAAUUGCUGUAUGUAUUUGCCCUUUCAAGGUCGCAUGAAGG